GCUUUGGAGAGAGAGCGGGAGGAGGAGAAGGCUUUGGAGAGAGAGGGGGAGGAGGAGAAGGCUUUGGAGAGAGAGGGGGAGGAGGAGAAGGCUUUGGAGAGAGAGGGCGAGGAGAGGGUAAAGGUUUUGGAGCUAGAGCGGCAGAAAGCUUUGGAACGGGAGAUGAAGGAGAAAGAGAGGGAGGAGAAGGUGAGGGCUUUGGAGCAAGAAAGAAUUGAAAGGGAGAUAGCCCUUGAGAAAGAAAGAACCAUGGAGAAUGAAAGAGGGGAGAGGGAGAGAGCCUUAGAACAGGAGAAGGCCUUGCAGAGAGAGAAAGAGGAGAGGGAGAGAGCCUUAGAACAGGAGAAGGCCUUGCAGAGAGAGAAAGAGGAGAGGGAGAGAGCUUUGGAACAGGGGAAGGCCUUGCAGAGAGAGAAAGAGGAGAAGGAGAGAGCUUUGGAACAGGAGAAGGCCUUGCACAGAGAGAAAGAGGAGAAGGAGAGAGCUUUGGAACAGGAGAAGGCCUUGGAGAGGGAGAGAGCUUUGGAACAGGAGAAGGCCUUGCACAGAGAGAAAGAGGAGAAGGAGAGAGCUUUGGAACAGGAGAAGGCCUUGCAGAGAGAGAAAGAGGGGAAGGAGAGAGCUUUGGAACAGGAGAAGGCCUUGCACAGAGAGAAAGAGGAGAAGGAGAGAGCUUUGGAACAGGAGAAGGCCUUGCAGAGAGAGAAAGAGGAGAAGGAGAGAGCUUUGGAACAGGAGAAGGCCUUGCACAGAGAGAAAGAGGAGAAGGAGAGAGCUUUGGAACAGGAGAAGGCCUUGCACAGAGAGAAAGAGGAGAAUGAGAGAGCUUUGGAACAGGAGAAGGCCUUGCACAGAGAGAAAGAGGAGAAGGAGAGAGCUUUGGAACAGGAGAAGGCCUUGCACAGAGAGAAAGAGGAGAAGGAGAGCGCUUUGGAACAGGAGAAGGCCUUGCACAGAGAGAAAGAGGAAAAGGAGAGAGCUUUGGAACAGGAGAAGGCCUUGCACAGAGAGAAAGAGGAGAAGGAGAGAGCUUUGGAACAGGAGAAGGCCUUGCAGAGAGAGAAAGAGGAGGAGGAGAGAGCUUUGGAACAGGAGAAGGCCUUGGAGAGGGAGAGAGCUUUGGAACAGGAGAAGGCCUUGCACAGAGAGCAAGAGGAGAGGGAGAGAGCUUUGGAACAGGAGAAGGCCUUGCACAGAGAGAAAGUGGAGAGGGAGAGAGCUUUGGAACAGGAGAAGGCCUUGCACAGAGAGAAAGAGGAGAAGGAGAGAGCUUUGGAACAGGAGAAGGCCUUGCACAGAGAGAAGGAGAGAGCUUUGGAACAGGACAAGUCCUUGCAGAGAGAGAAAAUGGAGAGGGAGAGUCAUCUUCCUCCAUGGAAGCGUAGUCGUGAGUUUGGUCUUACCCCCCUCCCUACUCCUCCCCUCUCCACAGGAGCAGGUAAGAUGGUGGCAACAGAGGAGGGUGGGGAGCCCAAAGUGCCAUCCCUACCCCAAAAAACAUUAAGAGACAACCGGCCAGCUGAAUCUGGGACGCCCCUGUCACAAUCUCUAGCAACGUCUCUGUCACCCCAGUCCUCCUUCAAGAAGUUCCGUUUCUUGAGAGACCCCAUAGUUCUAUCCCAGUCUUCUGCAUCCGGGGUCAUCAAGAGGCCCCGUACAUUCUCUGAAAGCCCCCAUCCUCAGUCCUUAGCUCUCCAGUCCCCCAUCAAACCUGGGGAACCAGACCAGGAAGGUACUCAGCAGGGGGCCCAGCCUGCUGCUUGGCAAGCAGCACCAAAGAAGCCUGCAAGUCAGGAGGUCCCUGUUUCUGGAGCAGACACGUUGGGGACGACAGGGCCAGAGAGGGAGACCCCAGUGAUUGCCACACUGGGCAAGAGUCCUGAAGAAGAAAAGGGUAAGAGCCUGGUCUCAGAGGAGCAUGUCCAAGCACAUAGAGAGGAGACAGACAAACAGGCGGUGGGAGAGAUGGCCAGAGAAGCAAACGCCCCCUCAGGUCCAGCGGGAGCUGUGCUACCUCCCUCACCCCAACCAGUGGAAGGCAAGGUAGAAAAAGGAAGGGAGAGAAGUCAAAAGAAAGAAGAAAAGCUGGGAAGACUGUCUUCCUCGUCGAAUGACUCCUCAGAUUCUGACUCUGGGUCGUCGUCCUCAGGUUCGUCUGGUUCAUCAUCAUCCCAGGGAAAAACACACACCACUCCCAGUGGUAGAAGGCCUGAGAAACCUCAGACAAACACCAUAUCCCAGGAUACGGAAACGGUUAGUCAACCUGAGGAUCCAACUGAGGCCCCAAAAGCCCCACAGCAUAAAAAGCGAGUAUCUGGGGAGGAGGAAGAGGACAUAAACAUUGAUGGAGCCAGACACAGGAAGAAACCUUUCCUUGGAAUGCAUGCAGGAGAAGACAAUGGGCAGAAGGACAGCGAGGGAGAGGAGGUAAAGACAGACACUAAAAGGGAGGUGAAUGAGGCUGCCAUGGCUGAGCCUAAGAAGGCUCCUGAGAGCAGUGAGGAGUGUGUGACACCAAAAGCAUUCACAGCCCGUAGGAUCUCCCUUAGCAGCAGCAAGGCCUCUCCAGGUGCUGUCACUGCAGAGGGCGAAACAGAGUCUGGGGCUGGGAGGAAGAGGCGAUGGGGAUCCAGCACUGCAGUCACAACCAAGAAAUCAUCCAUGAGCAUCACCACAGACUCUCUGAAGUCUCUGAUCCCAGACAUCAGACUGUGUCCAGGCCAGGAGAUGGUGGUGGAUCUGCACCCAGAGGAGGAUCACCUCUCUGGGGUGGAGGAGGAGGGCAGGGAGCCGGGUGAGCAGGACCUCAAGAUCAGACGCACAGUCACACAGGUGGUCCCGUCAGUGACCCAGGAGAAUGGACAGAAGGAGUCCAAGAGGAGUGAACACGAGGAGGAAGACCGAGAGGAUGGAAGGGAGGUUAAAGGAGACAGAGAGGAGAAGAUGGAUUGCUCAUUCCAGAGAGACUCCAUGGAGAGACAAUGCACCUCUUCCCCCAGCCAUGACAUGGAGAUGAAAACAGUGACCCCCAGUGACACAAUGAUCCGUCGCUGCAUCAGCCAGCAGAAGUCUGGCGUGUCAAUCACCAUAGAUGACCCUGUCCGCAUGGCCAAGCAGCCCUCUCCUCCACGAGGCAAAGUGUCCAACAUCGUCCACGUGUCCAACCUGGUUCGUCCGUUCACCCUGAGCCAGCUGAAGGAGCUGCUCGGUAGGACCGGCACUGUGCACGAGGACGGUUUCUGGAUUGACAAGAUCAAAUCUCACUGCUACGUCACAUACUCCAGUGCAGAUGAGUCAAUUGCCACUCGUGCAGCCCUGCAUGGGGUGAAAUGGCCUCAAAGCAACCCCAAGUUCCUCAGUUUGGACUUCAUUCAGCAGGAGGAGCUGGAUUUCCACAGAGGCCUGCCUCCCCCUGAGAGGGCUGGGGAGGGUGAGCGGGGGGCUGCGGCGGUGCCUGGUCGGGGGGCGGCCCUGCUCCCUCUCCUGCCCGAACGGGAACAGUGGGCGGAGCGAGAGCAUGAGAUGGAGCACAGGGAGAGGACCCGGGCUGAGAGGGAGUGGGACAGGGACAAGGUCCGGGACAUUGGUCCAGGAAAACCUGGAGAGGAAGCGGUCCCCAGACGACCCCGCUCCAGAGAGAGGAAACGCAAGGAGAGGAAGAUGGAUAAGAAAGAGAAAGCUGCAGAUGAACCUCCUGUCAAACUGCUGGAUGAACUGUUCAAGAAAACCAAAGCAGCCCCUUGUAUAUACUGGCUCCCCCUCACAGAAGAGCAGUUUUCACAGAAGGAGACAGCUCAUCAAGAGCGGAUGAAGGAGCGAGAGCAGAGGAAGAAGGAGCAGCAAGAGGAGGUGGAGAAGAAAAGGGAGGAAGAUCGCAAAGAAAGGAUGAAAGCCAUGAGUGCUGCAUCUGGAGAAAGAGGCGAGUGGGAGCGGUACAGAGAGAGAGACGGGGGCAGAGAUGGAGAGAGUGACAAACACAGAGAAGACUGCUACCGCAGACCUGGGGGCAGCAGUGCAGGGGGGGCCAGACGCUCCCGCAGCCGCAGUGACCCCCCACCUCGUGACAGACGACGCUAGAGGGAAUUGGUGUGGCUGGAACUGUCUUAAAAUAACCCCCUCCAUUCCCCAUCACUACAUUUACUUUGUUACAAUAUAAGACCCUACAGUUGACCAACAGAUGUAGUCACUAUCUGUCACUUUUUUUAAACACACACCGACACAGAUAGGGACCAUGGUUUAGCAGUGUUUUCCCCCAGGCUGCUAUCUGUCUUGCUCCAUUAUGAAAGUUUAGAUUUUAUUUCAUUCUGCCUGACUGUUUUCUUUUUUUUGUUUUAUUAUGUUCUUGUGAGAUUGACAGUAAGGCAACCAACCCCCCCAUACGUAAGUGCUUUACGUAGAGUUCUAUGCAUACACACACUGGUUUUUGGCCUUCACCAGUUGUAUGUGUGUGUGUUCCACGACUGGUAUCUGUGGGGUGCUUCAUCAUUGCUGCAUGUUGUCCCAGUCCACUGUGCUCAGCCUUGUGUCCUAGGGAGGACUGACGUGUUUGUGCAGUGUUCUGUCCCCUCUGUCUUUGUUUAGUUUGAGGGAUGAGACUAUUAUCUGCAAGAUAGUAGAAAUGACACGCUCCUCUGAUCUGUGUUUUCAUCUUCUAAAUGCUUCUUUCUGCUCAUCCAAUAGUUCUCCCUGUACGGUCAACGCAAGCUGGAGAAGGGGUGCAUAUUAAAACUCCACACAAAUGGUUUUAAUACUUUUUUAAAUCAUUAUUAAAGCUUUUCUUUUUUGUUUACUCCUGUGAAUGUACAAAUAAAAUAUGUUUGAAAAAGC
Messenger RNA from Oncorhynchus tshawytscha (Chinook salmon), 4827 nucleotides. Its product is annotated as apoptotic chromatin condensation inducer in the nucleus. NCBI's taxonomy places the organism in Eukaryota, Metazoa, Chordata, Actinopteri, Salmoniformes, Salmonidae. Gene Ontology annotation, molecular function: nucleic acid binding. The record is from RefSeq and is a predicted model, not a curated record. The transcript has 13 exons. The coding region runs from base 163 to 4077 and encodes 1304 amino acids.